Molecule: messenger RNA, 2416 nt
Organism: Haliotis rufescens (red abalone)
Lineage: Eukaryota; Metazoa; Mollusca; Gastropoda; Lepetellida; Haliotidae
Product: 60S ribosomal export protein NMD3-like
Exons: 15
Coding region: 138-1652 (504 amino acids)
Biological process (GO): ribosomal large subunit export from nucleus
Cellular component (GO): nucleus; cytoplasm
Molecular function (GO): ribosomal large subunit binding
Source: RefSeq, a predicted model, not a curated record
AGUAGGUGCCCGUGAUGUCACAACCUUGCUCAACACAUGGCAGGCUGAAUGUGUAAGGGAGCACAUUGAUAUAGUUGUCAGUUUGAAGUCCGUCAGAAUCUAAACCACAACGAGACAUAGCACUCCUCUAAACAAUCAUGGAAUACAUGACGGACAGUCAAGUGAAGUCCACAAAUACUAUCCUGUGCUGUAGAUGUGGGACCCCAAUAGAGCCGAACCCAACAAACACGUGUGUAGCAUGUCUGCGAGGACAGAUUGACAUCACAGAGGGAAUUCCCAAACAGGCUGUACUCUAUUUUUGCCGCAAGUGUGAAAGGUAUCUGCAGCCUCCUGCCACAUGGAUAUCUGCCCAGCUGGAGUCCAGGGAGCUCCUCACAGUGUGUCUCAAGAGGCUUAAAGGACUGGCAAAGGUCAACCUGGUUGAUGCAGGCUUCAUCUGGACAGAGCCUCAUUCACAGAGAGUCAAAGUCAAACUCUCGGUACAGAAGGAGGUGAUGAAUGGGGCAGUGUUGCAGCAGGUAUUUGUGGUGGAGUUUGUUGUCAACAGUCAGAUCUGUGAAGACUGUCAGCGUGUGGAGGCCAAAGACUACUGGAAGGCUGUGGUGCAAGUCAGACAGAAGACAGAACACAAGAAGACCUUCUUUUACCUGGAGCAGCUAAUCUUGAAGCACAAGGCUCACUCCAACACCGUCAACAUCAAGCCAAUAUACGGUGGUUUGGACUUCUUCUAUGCCACUCAGCAGGACGCGAGGAAGUUGACGGACUUUCUGUCAACAUAUGUGCCGUGCAAGUGUCAGUUGGCCAAGGAGCUUGUGUCGCAUGACCCACAUAACAACACCUACAACUACAAAUACACCUUCUCUGUUGAGAUUGUUCCUCUCUGCAAGGACAACAUAGUGUGUCUCCCCAAGAAGGUGGCCCAGUCACUGGGCAACAUCAACCCCCUGUGUAUCUGCAACAAGGUGACACAGACCAUUCACCUGAUAGACCCCAAUACUCUGCAGGUGGCUGAAUUGAGUGGCACAGUGUUCUGGAGGACGCCUUUCCGGAUUCUCUGUGGCCCCAAACAGCUUAUUGAGUACAUGGUGAUGCAAGUGGACUACAUUGCUGACAAGGACCGGCCCCACAGAGUCCCAGCCUCUACCAAGCAUGUACUGGCUGAUCUCUGGGUAGCCAGGAUGAGCGACCUCGGGGUCAAUGACCAGCAGUACCACUGCCGCACCCAUCUUGGUCACCUUCUGAAAGUAGGGGACACUGUCAUGGGGUUCGACUUUACAAAUGCCAAUCUGAACCACAAGGAGUUUGAUCAGAUCAGUUCGGAGAAAGUCCCUGAUGUGAUUGUGGUGAAGAAAGUGUUUGACACUUCCAAGAGAAUCCGGAAGAGGAAGUGGAAACUGAAGCACCUGAAUGACGAUGCUGCCAUUGAGACUGCAAGCAUGGAAAGGGACUACAAUGAGUUCCUGGAAGAUCUGGAGGACGAUCCUUCUGUCAGACAAAAUGUCAACAUUUACCUGGAUCGGAACAAGCUUGCUGUUGACACAGACGACACGGAUGAUGAGGGCGUGCCACAGAUCUCGCUGCAGGAGAUGCUCGAGGAUCUCCACAUCGCUGAGGAUGCAACUGGGGAAGAUGGGGCCGACAUGAUUGAAUGAUUCUAUCUGUGAUGCAGUGUUCGAUCUGUCUGUGAUGCAGUGUUCGCUUUGAGAAAAAUUGUCUACUGUUUGAAUACUGGUCAUGGGACAUACAUAAACCUACCAUGACUCAUAGGAUUUAUAUUCUUGAAUCUUUUAGGGUUUUUUUUCUUUCUUAAAGGUAAGAAAUUUGGAAUAUCUGAAAAGGCAAUUCAAUCUUGUAAAUAUACAUUUAUUGAGAUUUGUUACAUUUGUUUGUUGGGAUAUUUGUGGUCACUGCUACCAGAUGUUAAGCACUAACUUGAAUGUGUUUCUGUCUUGCUCUUCCAUGUAUAUAUUUGUGAUAAUUUGGGGAUUUAUCCCGAUCACUGCAUACUAUGUGCCAGAACCUGGAAAGUUUUUUAACAACUUUCUGAUAAUUCCCUUGUGAAUGAAUACUGCAAGUCAUUUGUGGAUUAAUGCUAGAAGUCCCUUGCAAAGGCUUGGGGCUAGAAGUCCCUUGCAAAGGCUUGGGGCUUACACCAUUCUUUCACUCUGAACAGAAUAAUCCAAAAUUCCUCGUAACUCAUUGGUUAUUCUCUAAUUACUUCACAUGAUGGGUAAUUACAGGUUACAGGGUUCAUUAUUAGAAAGACAUUCUUAAACCCUGUGACCAACCCGCAUCAACUGGUGACAGAUGUGCUCGUUUUAGUUUAUCAUGUUUUGUGCAUUUGUUCAUGUGUGAACUGAGUAGAAUACUGUGUACAGCUAUUUCCUGAUAACAAUAAAUCACUAUUCUAACCAAA